This is a messenger RNA of Mya arenaria, 4764 nucleotides long. Its product is annotated as ATP-binding cassette sub-family B member 6-like. Gene Ontology annotation, cellular component: membrane. The record is from RefSeq and is a predicted model, not a curated record. Gene Ontology annotation, biological process: heme transport; transmembrane transport. NCBI's taxonomy places the organism in Eukaryota, Metazoa, Mollusca, Bivalvia, Myida, Myidae. Gene Ontology annotation, molecular function: ABC-type heme transporter activity; ATP binding; ATP hydrolysis activity. The transcript is spliced from 18 exons. The coding region runs from base 173 to 2755 and encodes 860 amino acids.
AUUCAGGACAGGAACCAGGGCUUUAAACAUAACAUGACUUUCAAGUUAACAUCUAGCCGGUAUCUUCGCGAAAUAUUGAUGCCAGCUUUAAUUCCGUUCGUGUAGCACCUAUAGCUCCCCACACUGUGUUAAGAUUUUCCUUCAACAUAAAACUGCCUGUCAUUCAUCCAAAAUGUUGAGUUACUGCCAUAAUUGGACAAAUAAUUCUGAGCUUUGGGUUGACAAUGGAUUUAACCAAUGUCUCCUCAACACCGUCACUUCAUCUAUUGUCUUCGGGUUCCUUCUUUUGUUUGGGUGCCUGCAAUGUUCGAUGUACCGAAAAUAUGGCACAAACAUGGACAAGAAGUAUGUCAACACAAACUUUGGAUCAGUUUUACAGAUAUUUCUGACUGUGAUGCUAGUGUUGGAAUCGCUGGGUCACAUUGUGACAACAGAUAUGAUGAAAAUCAAAGGUGGUGUGAGAGGGGUUGAUAUUUUAGUUUUUCUCUGUCUCUUUAUUUCCUGGACUGCGACACUACGGAUAUUAGGCCUAGAACGUAAGCAGCUACUCCCAGCAUUACCGUCACGGAGACACGGCCUUGUUUUGCUUGUGUUCUGGACUCUGGCUUUCCUAAGAGAAAACCUUGCCUUCAUUUCUUGGUGGAGCCAUGACUGGUGGUGGUACUUGAAUAGUCCAGCUGACCAUGCAGAGUUUGGUCUAUGGGUGGUGAGAUACUCUUGCACGGCCCUACUGUUUGUUCUGGGACUAAGGGCCCCUGGAUUACCCACAGAUGGGUACAAGGCACUGCUGGAUACCAAACAUGGAAACAAGGAGAAGGGUGAAGGAGCGUCUCAUGAAGGCUCCACUUGGAGUAACGUCCUAAAGAAACUGCGACUGAUGACGCCGUAUGUGUGGCCAAAAGGGAGUUGGUGGAGGCAGCUAAUUGUGGUUCUCUGUCUCGUUAUACUGGGUGCUGGUCGCGGGAUUAAUGUGUUUGUGCCUAUUUACAACAAGUACAUCGUUAAUAGCCUGACGAUCGUCCAAUCAAGUUCAGGCCUCUCUUUAAGGACGGGCCCUGAGUUCCGUUGGGAUUAUAUUUGUAUCUACAGUACCCUGCUCUUUUUCAAGGGUAGCAGUGCAGGUGGAUCAGGGUUCCUGAACAAUAUGCGGACGUUCCUAUGGAUACCUGUACAGCAAUACACAACACGACGUGUGCAGGUUAAGCUCUUCUCCCAUCUUCACAGUCUGUCUCUAAGCUGGCAUUUGAAACGGAAGACUGGGGAAAUUUUGCGAGUGGUUGACAGAGGAACAAACAGCAUUAAUAACCUCCUCAAUUAUGUGAUUUUCCAAAUCCUCCCCACCAUAAUCGAUAUUGUGAUAGCGGUUGUGUAUUUCGUCACUGCCUUUAACUACAUCUUCGGGCUCGUUGUAUUCCUUUGUAUGGUUUUGUAUUUAGCUAUCACAAUUUUCAUUACUGAAUGGCGGACCAAAUAUAGAAGGGAAAUGAACAAGUUUGACAACGAGACCAACGCUAAGGCUGUAGAUUCCUUGCUGAAUUUUGAAACCGUAAAAUACUACGGUGCUUCAGAGUUUGAGAUUAACAGGUACAACAAUGCAAUAAUGGACUUCCAGAAAGCUGAAUGGAAGGCUACGGCAUCUCUCAACCUUCUUAAUACAGCCCAAAAUAUUGUCAUAACGGGCGGCGUGCUUGCGGGCUCUUUGCUGUGUGCUUGGGCAGUUGUUCAUGAACUAAAUGGGCUCCAUCUUACAGUGGGCGACUAUGUUCUGUUCGGGACCUACAUUAUACAGCUGUAUGGUCCUCUGAAUUUUCUCGGCACAUACUAUAGAAUGAUCCAGCAAGCAUUUAUUGACAUGGAGAACAUGUUUGAACUACUAGAAGUCGGUAUGGAAAUUCAGGAUGAGCCCAAUGCUCCUGAUAUGCAGAUACGAUACGGAGAAAUCGAGUUUAAAGAUGUGCAGUUUAGAUACGAGCCAGCCAAGCAGAUAUUGAAGGGCAUAACAUUCAAAGUUCCAGCCGGUCACACAUAUGCAUUGGUUGGCCAUUCUGGAAGUGGUAAGAGCACCAUCAUUCGACUGUUGUUCCGGUUUUACGACAUCGAGUCAGGCUGUAUUCUUAUUGAUGGGCAGGACAUAGCUAAGGUAAAGCAGGAGUCAUUACGAAAGGGUAUAGGUGUCGUUCCACAAGACACAGUAUUAUUCAACAAUGACAUCCUCUAUAAUAUCCGUUAUGGCCGUGUCACCGCAGAGGACGAUGAAGUACAUGACGCAGCAGACGCAGCAGACAUCCACUCCAGGAUUCUCACAUUUCCUGCCAAAUAUGAAACAGUAGUGGGAGAGCGAGGAUUGAAGUUGAGCGGUGGGGAAAAACAGCGGGUUGCCAUAGCGAGGACACUUCUGAAGGCCCCAGCUAUUGUGUUACUAGAUGAGGCCACCUCUGCUCUCGACACCAAGACGGAGCGAAACAUCCAGUCGUCCCUUGCCCGAGUGUGUGAAAACAGGACAACCAUCAUUGUAGCCCAUCGUCUGUCGACUAUCAUACACGCUGACCAGAUACUUGUAUUGGACGAAGGGGAGAUCAUUGAAAGGGGAACUCAUGAAGAACUUCUAUCCAGUGAAGGUAUCUACCAUGAAAUGUGGCAACAACAAUUAACAAAGAUGGAGGAAGAAGAUAAUGGUGCCAGUAAUGGUGGCGAUGAUGAUGGAACUGGUGGUGCUGGUGUUGUUACUGUCGAACAACAUCAUAGUGUUAACUAGUCAUCUUGUUCUCAGAUCUGUGUCAAUGUGAUAUAUGAUUGUGUUAGACAAAAUAUAAUGCAAUUAUUAGUUGAGUGUAUGUCUAAAUGCAAAACAAUAGUUUUUUAAGACUAAAUGCAAAAUAGUAGUGUUGCAUUAGUAUGAGAUUAAAUACACUUUUUAAUGCUAGACUAAUGAGAAGAAAAAGGUUUGUUAAAUUAAAUGUAAAACAAAAGCAAGAUAGCUCUGUGUUAGAUUAAAUGCCAGUGUUUUUGGGGGAACUAUUUAUACUGCCUGUGCCUUGCAAAUUGGGGGAAAAAAAUGAGCUUGGGAAAAAUACAAAAUCAGAACAAAAUAGCAAUAUGUAUUUUCGAUGUUUUAUGCCGCAAAACUCAUUUUCUUAAAGCGUUAGUAAAGCUUUUAUUCACAAACUUUUCAAUUUUCAAAUGUAAUUAUUAAAAACUGUGAGCUGAUAUUUUGUCACUGGUCUUAUCACUAGUUCUAGAUAUUAACGCAAAGAUUGGUUCAUUUCAAGACAAAAAAAUAAUGCAAAAAGUUCUCAAAACAGUCCAUCUGUGAGAGUUCAGCUUAAACAGAAAGGUAGUAUAUUCUCACCAAAGAUUUGACCAUUUUUAAAAUAAACUUCUGUCAAAAAGUUAUUCAUUCUUAUUAUUUAUUUAUACCUUUAAUUUUCUCUUGCAGUUUAUUUCAUAGAAAAUGGUAUCUUAAAUUUAAAGAUAUGACUAUAUGCCAGUUGAGUAACAAUAAAAGACGGGUAUCACACAUUUUGGUUAGUUGAACAAUGAUUUAACUGAUUCUGAUUUACAUCUAUGUUAGUAAACUACCAUCCUCUGCACCCUAGCCUAUCAUAACCUACCCCGGUAUAUGAUACCCUGGGCAAAUCAGCUGUUAAAAUCUCGUACUCAUGAAUAAUAAAUUAGGUGAAAUCCUGCCGCUUGAUUGGUCGCAUGAGACACACCUCAUGCGGUGCAGAAAUGGCCAAGAAGUUACAGAUGUAAUCUCAGUUCGAAAUAAUCCAAUGAGAUCACGGCUUACAAAUCGUUUUAGGCAGGAUAUUGUUAAAUAUGCCCAUAGCUCUUCACAAUGGGGAUUCUUUCCUUUUUGUUAUCGGCUGUUUCAUCGGUCGGAAAAUGCUUAUGAAUAUUCAAGAUUUACGAAGUUUCCCUAGCCAAUUUGCCCAGGGUAUCAUAUAGGUUAUGAUACGCUGGGGUGCCGAGGAUGGUGAACUGCUUGUUUUUGUGUGUUUUUUGAAGAAAAAUAAUGCCCUUGUAUCUCUGCAACAGGAAGAUUCAAAGUUUAAAUUGAAGAUUUUCCUGAAAGCCUUUGAAGAAAAGCUGAUUUAUUUGAUGUGUUGUUUGUUUAUGAUUUUUUAAUGUAGGUCAAGUAAUCUUUAUUGAGGAUUUAGUUUUGAUUUAAACUGUCCUUAAAAAAAUGGUUGAAAUACUGUUGUGAAAGGUUUUUCAUCUAUACUGUACAUAAAUGUUGUACUAUUGUAAUGAAUGGUUGUGUCCUCAUAUCUUAAGGAGCAUUAUUUUAGUUUUUUGCAGUUGAUAUGUUUAAUAAUGGCUAAAAUGUCUUGAUGUGAGAUUAACAGCAUUGUAAACUAUUUUAUUUUCAUAUGUUUAAAUAAAACAAGCGAAGUUGAAACAUACUCAAGUGUUGUUGGAAAUCCUACACAUCAUCAGUGUUUUAAUGGAACUUCCAAAGUAGUAAAGAUUUAAAAGUUUACAACAAUGACAUUUUAUCAUCAAUGUAAACCUGUUCAACCAGUUUAUUCCUGUGCAUACAUUUACAUCUAUAUACCCUUUUACAUUGACAGUAUGAUUUCAGAAUAAAAGUUAUGAACAAUAUUCCCUUUAGGCUUUAUCGAUUUACAUGUAGUUACCCACAUAUCAUGUGCUCAUAAAUUAAAUUUGUAGACUUUGUCGUUUAGCCUUAGUUAAGUUGUUGUAUUUAGGACGUUGUGAAAAAUACUGUGAUGUUUGUGAUAUUUUGACGGGAAAAAAAAA